GGCACUCAGAAAGCUGCGCAGUGCGACCAUUCUCCGUAUAGUAAAAGAAAAUCAAAGUAUGUGGAGUAUGCUGAUUCGUUUCCUUAUCUCUAGUCUUCAUAUUCGAAAGUAGAUGGAUGCUCAGUCUAUAUAACAAUCUACAGCAUUGACCCUGUCAAGGUUCACAGGGUUGCCAUAUCAUAAGAGACGUGCUGUUAGAAGUUAGAACUGGAGACAAGAGAAUACGAGACCAGUAGUAGGUAAUAAAAUAAAAGUUUUGUUUAUCCACAUUGAAAAUUUUAAAUAUAAGAAAAUGUCUUUAAAUCGUGAGCUUGAAACACUCAAACAGGAAAUUGCAGAAUUAAAAGAAAAACUUAAUAAGAAAGAACAAUUAUUGCAUGCAUUAUAUAAAAAACAAGAAGGUAUUUGCACGUAUAAUAACAUUCUCUCAACCGACGAAAUUGUAAGAUAUAGUCGUCAAAUGAUUAUGCCUGACAUAACUGUAACUGGACAAGAAACUCUAAAAAACAGCAAAGUUCUUAUUGUUGGCAUUGGAGGAUUAGGUUGUCCUGCAGCUUUAUAUUUGGCAAGUGCAGGGAUAGGUGAAAUUACAAUAAUAGAUUAUGAUGCAGUAGAAUUAUCUAAUCUUCAUAGACAAGUGCUUCAUUCUGAAAAUGAUAUUGGUACUCCAAAAGUAGACUCUGCUUUUAAAAAAUUAGAAAGGCUAAAUGGAAACAUAAAAAUAAUUCCAAUUAUAGACCAUGUUAACAGCACAACCAUUAAUCGUCUAUUAAAGGCAACAAAAUAUGAUGUAAUCAUAGAUGGUAGUGAUAAUGUUGCUACAAGAUAUCUUCUAAACGAUGCCUGUGUAUUGAACAAUAUUCCACUUGUAUCUGGUAGUGCCCUUCAAAUGGAAGGUCAACUGACCGUUUAUCAUUAUAAAGAUGGUCCUUGUUAUAGAUGUAUUUUUCCUAUUCCUCCGCCACCUCAGACAGUUACUAAUUGUGGAGAUGGAGGUGUUUUAGGACCAGUAACUGGAGUGAUAGGAGUUCUUCAAGCUUUAGAAACUAUAAAGAUUUUAAUACAUUCUCCAUUUGUGCUAUCUAAAAGAUUUCUUAUAUUUGAUGGAAUCGCCUCGACUUUCCAAAAUAUAAAACUAAAACAAAGAAAUAUAAAAUGUGAAGUUUGUGGCGAUGCUCCUACAAUUACAUCACUAAUAGAUUAUGAGCAAUUUUGUGGGUCCAGUGCACAUGAUAAGGUGACAGAUAUAAAUAUUGUAAAACCGGAGCAAGAAAUUGAAAUUUUAUGUUUUAACAAACUUAGAGAUGACACUCUAGUAGUAGAUGUUAGGCCAGAGUUAGAAUUUAAAAUGUGUUGUUUACCUAAAACACUUAAUUAUUCAUAUACAAAAAUUAUGGAUAACAUUGGAGAUUUUAUAAAAUUUUUAGACGUUAAUACUACUCAGUUGUCAAAAAAUGUUUUGGUAUUGUGCCGUAGAGGAAAUGACUCUCAAAAGGUUGUAAAAAUUGUUCAAAGCCAUCUAAUUAAUCAUAACAUUAAUUUAUACAAUGUAAAGGGAGGGCUUCAUGCAUUUUCCAAACAAGUGGACACCACAUUCCCCUGUUAUUAAAUUGAUUGAUGCUGCUGCUGCUGUCGACGUUUUUAUUUUUAAGGAUUUACAGAUCGGUAAAUAUUUAAAGAUCCUUUGUGAAUAUAAUUAAAAAAA
Molecule: messenger RNA, 1705 nt
Organism: Psylliodes chrysocephalus
Lineage: Eukaryota; Metazoa; Arthropoda; Insecta; Coleoptera; Chrysomelidae
Source: the annotation of a GenBank genome assembly